GUUGUUUUGUUGGAUACAACGCAGGAAAGCUCACUCGACUGGACGCGUCUUCCGUAUGGACCACAGUCACGAACACCAGGGUGGGUCGAAGAGAGCUUCACCAACUUUGAGCAAGGCAUCAACUGGAGAUCGUACGUCGUUUGCGAUGUCGCCUACAAUAAUGUCAACAACUGGCUGUGGACGCCUUUCAUUGAAAGGCACAAUGCCAAUCGCAUCUACAUCGAGAUCAAGUUCAGCAUGAGGGACUGCAAUCUCUUUCCAGGCAUGGCCUUGUCGUGCAAGGAAACCUUCUCGCUGCUGUACUACGAACACGACGGUCUGCACAAGGACCCCCCGCCAUGGGAGCCCGACUCCUACAAGCUCAUCGACCGUAUUGCUGCUGACGAAGGCCGCUUCACGUCCAACAGUGAGGUGAUCAUCAACACUGAAGUGCGCAGCGUUCCAGUGACGAAAAAGGGCAUCUACUUUGCCUUCCGGGACCAGGGCGCCUGUCUUUCAAUAAUCGCAAUAAAGAUCUUCUACAUCACCUGUCCAAACAUUACCAGCAGCUUUGCGUUCUACCCGGAGACGCCAACCGGAAAGGAGCUGACAACCAUCGUCGAAACCGACGGCAUCUGCGUGGCAAACGCCCAGCAAGUGGAGCUGCCAAAGCUAGUCUGCAAGGGCGACGGCAACUGGACAUUGCCAUCGGGUGGAUGCAAGUGCAUGCCCGGCUAUGAACCAGUUGCCCAAACCUGUCAAGUUUGCUCGCCUGGCACAUUCAAGCCUGUGGUGGGCGAUGAACUCUGCCGGUCCUGUCCUGCUCACAGCAAGUCCUCCUACCGUGGUGCUACCGAGUGUCGUUGUGAUGCCGGCUACUACCGAGCGCCAAAGGAUCCCAAAGGAAUGCCCUGCACACAGCCUCCAUCUGCCCCGCAGAAUCUGACCAUCAGUUUCGUCGACCACACAACCGUCAUUUUGACAUGGUCACCCCCAAAGUAUCUCGGCGGUCGCAAUGACACCGUCUACAGGGUGGCCUGUGAAGCCUGUUCGGCCAACGUCAACUACGCACCUGCUCAAGAGAACUUUAACGAAACCAAAGUGACCAUCUCCGGUCUGAACGCAGUCACUGCGUACCGCUUGCAAGUGUACGCAGAGAAUGGCGUCACCGGCUACGACACUAGUCAAUUUGUUGAAGUCACCGCCACCACUGAGACAGACCCUAUCGUGAUCACCAAUGAUCCCAACUCACUGUACAAUCUGAUUCCUAAAGACCCUAUCGUGAUCACCAAUGAUCCCAACUCACUGUACAAUCUGAUUCCUAAAGGCGAACCACUUGGACAAAACGUUCUGGAUGGCAAUGAAUCUAUACAGACACGAAUGAUCUACGCCGGAAUCGCAAUGGUAGUCGUGGUGCUUGGCGUCAUCACCACGAUGGUCGUGAUUUACCUUCGAAGAAACAGCGAAGAUUGCAAUAAGAAGCAGCCCUCAGACUGUGAUACGCUAGAGUACCGUAACUGCGGCAUGGAAGGCAAAAAAUUCAACUCUACUUUUUCAGUGGCUACGCCUCUCUUUACUCAUUGCGCUUCUUCGCGAUCCUACGUUGACCCUCACACCUAUGAGGACCCGAAUCAGGCGGUGAAAGAGUUCACCAAGGAAAUUGAUGCUUCACAUAUCACCAUUGAGGCCAUCAUUGGAGGAGGUGAAUUUGGCGAUGUAUGCCGUGGAAAACUCAAAGUUCCCGGUCGACCUGAGGUGACAGUGGCAAUCAAAACACUGAAGCCGACCACUGCGGAGAAGCCGCGACUUGACUUUCUCACUGAGGCGUCCAUUAUGGGUCAGUUUGACCACGCGAACGUCAUUUACUUGCAAGGCGUCGUCACCAAGACUAAUCCCAUAAUGAUCAUCACUGAGUACAUGGAGCACGGGUCGCUGGACGCAUUCCUGAGGGCAAACGAAGGAAAACUAUCAGUUUUGCAGCUCAUUGGAAUGCUUCGAGGAAUUGCGUCUGGCAUGGAGUACCUCUCUGGAAUGAAUUACGUGCAUCGGGACCUCGCAUGCAGAAAUGUUCUUCUAAAUAAGGCCUUUAUUUGCAAGAUUGCUGAUUUUGGUCUGUCAAGAGAGAUUGAUUCAACAUAUUCUACUGAAGGGGCGUACACUACCAAGGGUGGAAAAAUACCUGUUCGUUGGACUGCCCCAGAGGCAAUUGCUUUCCGCAAGUUUACCUCUGCCUCCGAUGUGUGGAGCUUUGGAAUUGUCUGCUGGGAAGUAAUGUCGUAUGGUGAGCGACCAUAUUGGAACUGGUCUAACCAGGAUGUGAUUAAAAGUAUUGAAAAGGGAUACCGAUUGCCACCACCCAUUGACUGUCCCGAAGCAAUCUACCAAAUAAUGCUCGAGUCUUGGAAAAAGGACCGAGCUCAUAGGCCGACUUUUAGCCAAAUUGAAAGGACGCUUUCCAAACUGACUCCCGAUAGCUUGGUCAAGUUGGCUCAGCAAGUGAUCAUAAUGGAUCCAUUUGCCGAAAAGAUACCCGAUGUGAUUCAAUUCAAGUCAGUAUACGAGUGGCUAGCGAGUAUCAAAAUGUCUCGCUACCAACCCAACUUUGAGCACUCUGGCCUUCUCAACCUGCAGGCAGUCUCUCGACUUAGCCUCCACGACUUGCAAAUCAUUGGGAUUGACAUGCCGAGUCACCAGAAAAAGAUCAUGAACAGCAUCUACGCCUUGAGAGCCCAGACAAACAUUGGCACACCGGAAGGCUUUCUCGUGUAG
Molecule: messenger RNA, 2748 nt
Organism: Rhagoletis zephyria (snowberry fruit fly)
Lineage: Eukaryota; Metazoa; Arthropoda; Insecta; Diptera; Tephritidae
Source: RefSeq, a predicted model, not a curated record